This is a messenger RNA of Andrographis paniculata, 1634 nucleotides long. RefSeq lists its product as uncharacterized. The transcript has 7 exons. NCBI's taxonomy places the organism in Eukaryota, Viridiplantae, Streptophyta, Magnoliopsida, Lamiales, Acanthaceae. Bases 67 to 1425 code for a protein of 452 amino acids. The record is from RefSeq and is a predicted model, not a curated record.
UAUUUUUAUUAAUUUUUUGCACUAGUGGCCUGAGUUUGUUCAAUCGACACUCGAUCGGAGAAGACGAUGGUGGCGGCCAUUGCAGUACCUUCGCCGACAUAUUCUCCGUUGCCUUCUCGGGAGCUUAAUUCCGCACUUUUUAGUGCUUCUCCGUUGAAGGCUGUGUCGUUGCCGGUGAAACUGAAUCGAAGGAAAGCAAGGAAUGAGGUGAGAUUGAUCGUUGCCGCCGCCGCCGGCGGUGGAGGAAGGUUUUACUUCAAUUUCACUGGAUUUCCCUUCCCACUCGGUCCUUUCCUCAACCGCCGUACAUUGAGAUACGAGGCUGUGAAAGACACAAUAUGGUUGUUUGAGCAAGAGCAAGCUCUGGGAUUCAGCAGUGUCUCGACCAACAUUCGAAUGACAGUUAUCAAGCUUAAGUCUGGGGGAUUAUUUGUUCAUGCACCUAUUGCUCCCACGCAAGAGUGCAUCCAGGUUCUAUACCAACGGCUGCCAUGUUUGCACCUUGUAAAAGAAUUAGGUUGUCCUGUGGAGUACAUAGUCCUACCUACAUUUGCAUACGAGCAUAAAAUAUUUGUCGGCCCCUUUUCAAGAAAGUUUCCUGAAGCUCAGGUUUGGGUGGCACCUAGGCAAUGGAGUUGGCCCCUGAAUUUGCCCCUCGAAUUUUUUGGAGUUUUUCGCUCCAAAACAUUGAAAGAUGAAGACACAUCUGCUCCAUGGGCUGAUGAAAUCGAACAGAAAGUUUUGAGCUGUCCUGAAGUUGGAAUCGGACCGUACGUUGAAGUGGCAUUCUACCACAAACGCACUAGGACACUUCUAGUAACAGAUGCUGUAAUAUAUGUUCCCCGACAGCCGCCAGAAUGUAUUAGCAAAGAUUCAUUGCUAGCAUCUGCGAAGAAUGGUUUGGCCGUCAAACUACUCAGCAAAGGAAAAGAAGUCCCCGAGGAACCAGUUGUGGACAACAAGACAAACAGGCAAAAAGGAUGGGAGCGAAUGGUGCUCCAGAUCUUAUUUCUCGGCCCCUCGAAUCUGUUGGAACCCAAUGCUUCCUUCUCUCAGAUGUCUCAAAAGCUCAUUGUCUCUCCUAUCGUCAAGACGCUUGUCUUCAGCAAAGUUCCUGAAAAGGUCCGCGACUGGAUAGAUCGAAUCACACAGGACUGGAGAUUCAAUAGAAUAAUCCCAGCCCAUUUCGCCGCGCCAAUCAAUGUCAGCAGGUCCGAUUUCCUAACAGCAUUUGGUUUUCUUGACGAUCUUUUAGGCGAAAGCUACGUCGCGGCACGCCCUUCCCUCUCGUUGCUUUUCAUGUCCCUACUGGGAAAGGCAGCCAGCAACUUCCCUCCCGAUGACAUGAGGACUCUCUCGUCCCUCGACCAGUUCCUUGUAUCCGUCGGGGCCGUGAAGAAGACCGUCUCCGGCCGGAAGAAAUGAGCUUAAACUUCCCGGAAGUUCUGUAAGUAGAACCCUUUAAUGGUAAUGUGUUGCAUAAAUAGUAUUUGCCAUGCAUACAUAGCUUUUAAUUUUUACAUCAAGGCCUAACUGUAUGUGGUUUCUAGUUGGAUUGAAAGAUAAAAUAUGAGCCGGAUUAUUUGAUACUCCCUCAGUCCCACAAAUAAUGUCGUAAUUUUCAUUUUCCUUUA